Molecule: messenger RNA, 752 nt
Organism: Guyanagaster necrorhizus
Lineage: Eukaryota; Fungi; Basidiomycota; Agaricomycetes; Agaricales; Physalacriaceae
Product: thioredoxin-like protein
Exons: 5
Coding region: 9-677 (222 amino acids)
Molecular function (GO): oxidoreductase activity
Source: RefSeq, a predicted model, not a curated record
CGUCUCCGAUGACAGUACAGAUCAUCACUCUAGACAUAACUUCAGACACUAUCUGUCCGUGGUGUUGUAUUGGUUUUAAGCACGUCAAAACUGCGAUAAAGCAAAUUAAAGAGUCCGGUCUUCCGGUCGAGUUUCAAUUUCAAUUUCAUCCCUUUAUGCUUGAUGCCAAUCUUCCACCAUCUCCUGGGUAUAACAAGCGAGCCUGGUAUGCUAGCCGACUAGGUGCAUCGAGGAUAAAGGCGGCUGAGGAACAGAUGAUAGCCCUUGGUCUUUCCGAGGGCAUUACAUUGAACUAUGACGGCCAAGUGAGCAAUACUAUUGAUAGCCAUCGGCUAGUUGCCAAGGUCAGGAAGAUUGGCGGUGAGAAGGCCCAGGUCAAAGUUAUGGAAGCACUGUCUUUUGCUUACCUUGAACGGGCGGAUGACAUUGGUAACUCAGACGUUCUGGCAGCCCAAGUUGCAGCCACUGGAGUGAUGACCAAAUCUGAGGUUUUGGCCUUUCUUGCCUCCGAUGAACUCAAGUCGGAAAUACUGUCUAGCAUACGAGGAUCGCAUCUGAAUGGUGUCUCUGGCGUGCCGUAUACCCUUGUCAACAAGAAAUAUGCUUUGACUGGAGCCCAACCUGCUUCGUCCUUUUUCAGGAUCUUCAACGAGAUCGCGCGUGGUCAGCGCAAGUAGACCGGACACCACGCGACCUUUAGUACUCGUCCGCCUGUUUGGGAUCCCUUUUUCUCAUUUAGUUUGGGUAGAUCC